CCCUCUCUCUCUCUCUUCUCUUCUGUCUCUCUCAUGUUACAUCUCGUUCCCAAAAUCCAACCCUAGAUUUGUCGGAAAUAAAACCAGAUCAAUCUCUCUCUCUCUCUCUGCCAUGUUAAGCCAAGUGUAAUCCUCUCUCUCGCUUUCCGGAAAACCCCUCUAAUCUCCCUGUCUCCCUCCUCGUCUGCCCUCUCUCUCUCUCUCUCUAUUUCCAUAUAUAUACUCCUUAGAUCUUCCUUCUCUCUUCUUGUGUCAAAAGACCAGGCCUAACGAUGGAGAUGUCCAGGAGACAAUCUCCAAACCUCGCCAUCUUUCUCAUGUCCACUGUUCUCAUCCAACACUUCACCGUCGUACUAUCGAUCGGCGUCAACUAUGGCACCCUCGGCGACAACCUACCACAACCGGCCCAAGUUGCUCAAUUUCUCAAAGAAAAAACUUUCAUCGACCGGAUCAAGCUCUUCGACGUCAACCCAGACAUCCUCCGAGCCUUCGCCGGUACCGGAAUCUUAGUCACAGUCACCGUCCCCAACGGCGAAAUCCCCAACCUCACCGACGUUCGAUACGCUCGCCGGUGGAUUAAUGUCAACAUCAAACCGUUUUACCCACAAACUAAAAUCAACUACAUAGCCGUCGGCAAUGAAAUCCUCCAUUGGGGACCUCAAGAACUGAUAGAUAAACUCGUUACUGCUAUGAGAAGUCUUCAUCAUGCUCUGAGUCUCUCCGGUAUUAAUGAUAUUAAGGUCUCAUCGCCUCAUUCUCUGGGCAUACUCGCUUCUUCUCAGCCACCAAGCACGGCACGGUUCAGAUCCGGUUGGGACAAGGGAACUUUAGCCCCAAUGCUACAGUUUCAUAGAGAAACCAAGUCACCUUUCAUGGUGAACCCUUACCCCUAUUUCGGGUACAGUCCAAAAAUGGCGAAUUUUGCUCUUUUCCGGCCCAACAGAGGCUAUUUUGACAGGUUCACGAACAAGACCUACACGAACAUGUUUGAUAUGUUGAUGGACGCUGUGUACAUGUCGAUGAGGAGAUUGGGCUAUGGCGAUGUGGACAUUGUUGCAGCGGAAACUGGGUGGCCGUCGCUGGGUGAAACUUUUGAGCCACAGUGCACUGUUGAAAAUGCAGCUUCGUACAAUGGGGGACUUUUACGGCAUGUUAGCUCCGGCGCUGGUACGCCAUUAAUGCCGGGACGGAAGUUUGAGACCUAUAUUUUUGGAUUGUUCAACGAGAAUCAGAAAUCGGGUUCGUUGGCUGAGAAGAAUUUCGGGCUUUUCCGGCCAGACUUCACACCGGUGUAUGAUAUCGGAAUUAUGCGCGGAGGACCAGUCCAGCCUCACCCUACUCCAAGUCCAGCACUACCAGCAGCACCAUCAAAGGGCAAAAAAUGGUGUGUACCAAAACCCGAAGCCAGCGACGCAGCAUUGCAGGCCAACAUAGACUAUGUGUGCAGCAAGGGAGCCGAUUGCAGUCCCAUUCAGGCCGGUGGGGCGUGCUUCCAGCCCAACACUGUCAGGGCCCAUGCAUCGUACGUCAUGAACGCUUUCUAUCAAGCCAAUGGUCGCAAUGACUUCAACUGUGAUUUCUCUAACACUGGUUCUGUCACCUUUGCUGAUCCAAGUUAUGGUGCAUGUCGAUACCUAUCUUGAGAUUACAAAUCAGCAAAUUAAAGAAGCAUAUGGAAUGCUUUCAAAAAACCAGCCUAUCUAUCUAACAUUUAUGAGAUAAAUUAUUUAUUUUGUGAGUAUUUAUGUUAUUCAUGUAUCCUUAACACUAAUUCAUCUCUUUUGAUGGCCAUCUCUUUUUUGACUCAUUUCACCUGUGUCUGUAUUUACUUUGUAUUGAGGAGAACUCAUUUCAGUUUUCGUAUGUAUGGCUAAAGAUGGCUUGUGGGUUCAUUGUUCACGUCUGUUGUAAGUUUUAUUUAGAUCAUGGUAUAACCAUGAUAUCUUGGUGCGUGUUAAUUAUCUUUGUCUAUAAAGUAUGAACGCUGCUGCUGCUUGCCAUUCAUUAUUGUGGCAAUAACAAUGGUUUGGCCCAAUCUCUAUUGGGGGUAGCAAUCCAUUGAGGUGGUUGGAAUUGAU
This is a messenger RNA of Ilex paraguariensis (yerba mate), 2078 nucleotides long. The record is from the annotation of a GenBank genome assembly. NCBI's taxonomy places the organism in Eukaryota, Viridiplantae, Streptophyta, Magnoliopsida, Aquifoliales, Aquifoliaceae.